Messenger RNA from Chara braunii, 335 nucleotides. The record is from the annotation of a GenBank genome assembly. NCBI's taxonomy places the organism in Eukaryota, Viridiplantae, Streptophyta, Charophyceae, Charales, Characeae.
UGGCAGAGAAUGUGGAGAUCGAACAAGAUUAUAAACUCAAAUUUUCGGCCAAACACUGCGUUGUUGUCGAAUGACACUAUCAAAGGAGCAGGAGAAGUGCAUCUUGAAGACGAUCAACAAUGAUUAUAAACAAGAGGAAGUGAAGGAGGAGGAGGAGGAGGAGGGGGAGGAAGAGGAGGAGGGGGAGGAGGAGGACGAGGAGGGGGAGGGAGAGGAAGGAGGGGGAGGACGAGGAGGAGGAGGAGGAGGGGGAGGGAGAGGAGGAGCAGAGACGAGAUGGCAAUGAUCAUAGUUCCCGCUCGCCCACUCUUCCUUCUACUGGAGUAAUUACUGUA